Molecule: messenger RNA, 4219 nt
Organism: Leguminivora glycinivorella
Lineage: Eukaryota; Metazoa; Arthropoda; Insecta; Lepidoptera; Tortricidae
Product: inhibitor of Bruton tyrosine kinase
Exons: 16
Coding region: 447-4145 (1232 amino acids)
Molecular function (GO): protein binding
Source: RefSeq, a predicted model, not a curated record
UUGAUUGACGGUGUAUCAAAUUUGCUUGGCCAAUUUUUAUUUUUGUAUGCAUUAAAUUGCAACAAAGUCAAUUAUACCUUUCUUUAGGUAAUCUGGCUCUUCUAUUUAUGUGACCUUUGCUGAUUUGCAGCUAAUGUGUAGUUAUUUUAAAGUUUCUCAAACGUAAAAUAAUCAUGUAUAAGAAUUUCUUCUCGUGCAAUCGAGUUAACACAGCUGCUUUAAUGUAAAGACGGCCACCAAUACAAUUAUGUCCUGCUAAACACAAACCGUAGCCCCGUGGAGGGGCUACCGAGUCCUAGGCUCCAGCUCCUGUACAUAUUGUAGAAAUCAUACAUAUAGCUGUAAUAUAAUUUUCAUCCUUGCACAAAUAUUGACAUCAAGUAUAGUUAAAAUAUUUUAUUACGAUAAUAUUUGGUAUUAAUACUGCCCUUAGACACCGAGUAAUAAUGAGUAAGUUAGAUGUAGACUGCACCCGCCGGUGCAGGUCCCGGCUUCAUGGGCAAGCACUUACGGGGGCCAUUACAAAGAGAUCUGUCAGUGAUCAAGCACUGGCCAGCUUCAUUAAAGCAACUUGCGCAAACUUUAUUCAAGCUUUUGAUUUUGAGGGUCGCACAGCCCUUCACAUGACAUGUUCCCGUGGCCGCGUGCAACUCAUGGAGUGGCUGGUCCGCCACUCCUCGGAAGCAUUCAUCAAUGCUAAGGACCGAGAGUCAGGGUACACACCACUGCAUCGUAGUAUCUUCUACGGACAAAUACAUACUGCUGUUGCUUUAAUGAAGAUUGGUGUCAACACAGACAUAGUCGACAAGGACGACUACAGAGCCCUAGAGCACGCCAUGCUAGACCGCCAGUACAUGUACAAACACGAAGGCACGCAGCCGAGCGACGUAUAUGUCUGGGGGAGCAAUUGUAACUACACGCUUGGGACGGGGACGCAGCAACCGCGAGCGAUCCCCGAGUUACUGAGCUGCUUUAGUCGCUCUAACGCCAGCGUUCGGCAGGUGUGCCUGGGCAAGUUCCAUAGCCUAUGGGUGUGCGGGGGUGAGGUGUGGGCCUGUGGGCAGGUGGGGCGCGCGGGCGCGGGGAGGGGAACUAUACUGCGCCCUGUGCCGCUGCGGCUACAAGAACCUAUAGAACAAGUAGACUUGCUAUUGGAUUCUACUGUUUUUCUUACUCAGAGUGGAACGGUACUCCAAUACACGCUAAACAGCACAGAUACGUCCCCAGUAACGAACAGCUCGUCCUUCAAGCUGCCAUCGACGAAGCCCCUUCUCAAGCUGUCGCAGCCUAUAGGGCUGUGCUCUGGACGAUCACAUGCUGUAGUGUGGAAUAAGAACGCUGUUUAUACGUGGGGCGUGAACUGUGGCCAGCUGGGGCAUUCGCAAGACGAGAAGAUUGUUUCUGCACCUAAACGAGUGGGAAUAUCAAUGAACAACAAAGAAGAGGCGGGCAUACUAUUAGUCGGCGCGGGUGACGCAGCUACCGUGAUCACCACGAGUCGAGGGGACGUGUAUUUGCUACAUAAACACAUCUGCAAGAAGAUUGCCAUCAAGCAAAUAAACUUACGGCAAGUGUGCGUGGAAGCGAAAGUAAGCGAGACAGGGGCUUACUCGCGAGUAACAGUGCUCUUACUCACCAACGUGGGACAACUGAUGCUUUGGCAAGACACCACCAAUCAACUCACAAGAUGCGUCUUCGGCCUAAACCACCAAACAAUAAUAACCAACGUAACUCUAACCCACGACGCGUUCUACUUCACCACCAAAUACGGCGAGGCGUUCAUUGGCCACCUCUCGCGCAAAGCCACGCCCACCGCGCCGCAGCCAAUCAGGAGAGAGCGGGAGCGAGAUAGCAAUAAGAGUGCGUUGGUCAAGUUUCUUGAGAAGGACGAUUGCACGUCGGCACGGAUCGUGCGGAUACCGAAUGUGCACAGAGCGGUGGCCAUCGUGGUUGAUAAUGAAGGAUUGAAUUUUGCUUGUCUACAGAUAAAACCAACGUGUGGACUGACAUCGCUACCUGAGCUGUCGCCUAGCAGCUUGCCCAAACACAUGGAAACUCUCAUGGAGACGGCAGCUGAAGAUGACAUCUUGCAUGACGUUAUUUUCAAGGUCGGCCCAAAACUCUACCCCGCCCACAUAUUCAUAAUCGCCUCAAGCAGCGAGCACCUCUACAAAUUAUACCAGGACACCAUAAAAUCCCCAGAGGACAAGCCUAUAAUCAACAUAGAAAUGCACCCAGAGAUAUUCGAGAGGAUUCUCCGGUACAUGUAUACUGGGACGUGUGAUGUGGCCGAGUUGGGCCCGUGUGGCUUGAAGAUAAGGAAGGAAGAUUUGAAUAGCUUGAGGAAGGAGAAGGAUGUGGAUAUUGAGGUUGAUGAGCAGAAUUUUAUGGAUAACGCGUCAGAAAUCUCCGCGUUCGAAGUGUACAAACACCAAGACAACAGGAACAAGAAGAACCGCAACAAACGGAACGAGCGUAGCGCGGACACGCCACCGCGCAACUUCUACUGCGAUCCUGUGCGCCUGGUACAGGCCGCCGCCAAACGGCUGCAUGUUAUGGGGCUGCACAAACUGCUGGAUAAAUUCUUUUACAGAGACGGCAAAAUCUGCCUACGAGAGAGCGCUACGUUUACCAAGAACCCGCCAGUAUGCUGGGACCGGAACAGCCUGCAGGAACUAGUUGAUACCAGUGUGGUGACCAAAGAUGGCGCCCUCAUACCAGCACACAAAUGUGUGUUAGCUGCGAGGCUUGAGUACUUCCACGGCAUGUUUAUGCACUCCUGGUCAGAGAGUAAAAUAUCAUCAAAAGUGACCUUGCCAAUCAACCACGGCAUUCUCCUACCAGUCAUAGACUUCCUAUACACAGACUCGUGCCCCGAAGUAGAAAGCUCAGACAGCAUCGACUUCAUAUGCAGCCUCCUCAUAGUCGCGGACCAACUCUUCAUAACGCGCCUUAGAGAAAUGUGCGAAGUGGCCCUUUCUAACCUGAUCACUUUAAGAAACUGCUCAGAACUCUGCCAAUUCGCACACACUUACAACGCUACUCAGCUAAAACAAUGCUGCAUGGAGUUCAUAUCAUUAAAUAUCAGCAGUAUACUUGAAAAUAAGAAUCUUGAGUUGUUAGAAGAAGAAUUACUCGAAGACAUCUCUAAAUACUAUUGCAAAUUUAACCCUAUAAUGUCCUCUAGGGUUAUCACACCAUUUUUCAAUGCACCAGACGACGAAGUUAUCAAUGAAUUUGCUAAAAACUGCCCUGUCGAUUUAAUAGUGACUGAUGAAGAUCUUAAAAAAGAUGACAGCGUAGUCGAAACUAAGAAGAAGAAAUCUAAACGGAUUGAAUACACUGAGAGUGAGAAAACAAGGAUGCGGUAUGAAUCCGUCAGUUCUGUGACGUCCUUAGACUUAUCUAACGAUAUUUCUGGUGACGUCACUUUAUCGUUAAGUAAUAUAUCUUUAGAGACCGAGAAAGCGGCUAAAGGGAAGAAGGAUAAAUGGAUAGAAGUGCCAUCAUCGCAGCAGAAGCAACAGAAAGUCGUCCAGGCGAGACUUAAGGCUCUAAACAGCGCUAAAGACAUUCUUAACGAAACUCCAGUGGAAUCGUUCACUAAACUCACUAAAAAUAGUUCAUCAAGUGCCAUUAAUACUCCAGAGCCUACGUCAUCGCGUAUGUCAGUAUCACCGAAAGAGUCCCCUAUAGCUGAGAUGGCUUGGGGUUCGCCAGGGAAUCUCGUGAUCAACCAUAUAGGUCCUAAACUAUCUCAAAAGCAAAGGAAAAAGUUGGCCAUGGAAGGGAAUAACUAUUCUCCUCAGAAUCUGUCGGAGUUCUUGAAUGGUAAAGUUGUAGAAAGUCCUCCAGAUAAGCCUAAGAACCCGUGGAAGAUAGUGGAGGCGCCGGCGGCCAGCAGCAGCCCUAAGCAGAGGAAGGCGAUGGAGUUCAACCAGAUCCUGUCGGAUCAGAAGAAGAUGAAGGAUGACUCGUCGAGGAUUAUGACGAAACCGUUGCUUUUAACUCAGUUGGAAGACAAAGCAAUAGAAGAACUAGAAAGGUUCUACAACAUCCACGAACUGGAUGAUGAACUCAUCACUGUGCGGCGGAUUGAGCUGCAAGUGUCCUCGCCGCAGUGGAUACACACUGCCCCUAAGUGAAGCGUGCUAUUUUGUACCUUUUUACUGUGUGACUGUACAAUAUUUUAAUUUAAUAAUAAUGGAUUGACAAUGAU